Messenger RNA from Alternaria novae-zelandiae, 1662 nucleotides. RefSeq lists its product as uncharacterized. The transcript has a single exon. Bases 1 to 1662 code for a protein of 553 amino acids. The record is from RefSeq and is a predicted model, not a curated record. Lineage: Eukaryota; Fungi; Ascomycota; Dothideomycetes; Pleosporales; Pleosporaceae.
AUGUCCUUCCUAUCGAACUACUUCACUGGGCAGCGAGUCGCUCCUCCUCGCAUACCCACGGAUACCGUCAUACCCCUCCACAGCCGCGACGACACGCAUCAAAACAGAAACGUUUCAGUCGAAUUCACCAUGUGUUUUGACGAAGUUCUUGACGAGCGGAAGCUUGUCGAAGCAUUAUGGAGGCUGCUUGAGAAACCGGGUUGGAGGAAGUUGGGAGCGAGACUGCGCCUCAAUACCAGCAACGAUAAACUUGAAUACCACAUACCAGCACAGUACACCAAAGAACGCCCGCCAGUCAACUUCACGCAUGGGAUUUAUGACUGCAAAUUGAAGGACCAUCCUCUUGGUUGCCAGAUUCCUACUGCAAACGAGCGUAACGACAGUGUCCAGGUCUUCGGCGUUCUAGAGUCGCAACGUGGGGUUAUAAGUGCGAAGGGCAAUACUUCAGUCCUUGAUGACUGGCUUUUUUCAGACGAAGCGCAGUUAGGCUUACAUGUAGCGAGCUUCAAGGAUGCGACACUCGUCACCCUGACUUGGCUACAUACGCUUCUUGAUGCGAUGGGACGACAAACUCUACUAAGAGCCUGGACGGCAGUGUUGGAAGGAAGAGACGAAGAUGUACCGGAGUUCUGGGGUUACGAUUUCGACCCAUUGAUGCGGCUUGGAGCUUCUCCCGAUGAGGGCGACCGGGAUGCAGAGGGUAUGAGUGCCGGCACUACGCAGGUGCAAGAGAAAGCGCAAUCUCAGAUCUGGAUGGUGGUUUCAAACUUCAGGACUUGGCUUCCAAGCUUGCGAGACCCCAGAACGACGCUCGCAUACCUCUACUCUCGGUUCUUUACACCGACGACAACGCAGAACGGCCGUAUGCUCUACAUGCCCGCGGCCUACAUGGCUCGCUUGCGAACUGAAGCAAUGCACGAUCUUAAAUCUCUCGACGCCUCACAGAUAACCUACAAUACCUCAACCUCUUCCGCACCAAAGCCCUUCCUCUCAGACGGCGACAUCUUCUCAGCUUGGUUAAUCCGCCAUCUCGUUUCCUCCGACACCUCUCUGCUCAACUCACCACCUGCUCGACCCAUCAUAAUCCUCAAUGUCUUGGGCAUGCGAGACGUACUGUCCACCUCGUCAUCCAAAUACGGGGUCUUGAUUCCAAAAGGAAAAGCAUAUGUUGCAAACUGUACAGGUGGAAUCAUUUCGGCGUUCAGUGUACAGCAGUUUGUCGGUAUGCCGUUGGGUCACGUUGCGGCUCGUAUUCGCAAAGAUCUUGUUGAGCAGGCGAAUAGAGAGGCGGUGGAAGCUUCGCAGCGUGCCAGCCGCAACGGACAGCAAAACCUUACGCCUCCGUCGGAUCCGCAGAUGGGGCCGGCAGCCUACGUGUUCUCAAACUGGGCAAAGGCAACGUUGUUUGAUACAGAUUUCAGCGCUGCUGUCGUUUCUGAUGAUGGUGAUGAGGGUGGGUUGACUAGUAGGCCGACCAGAGGAAAGCCUAUGUAUAUCAGUGUUAACGGUCACGAUAGACGGGUGGACGGUUGGGGCAAAAGCUCAGGGGGCAUUGGUAUGUGUGUUGGUAAGGAUGCUAGGGGUGGGUAUUGGCUUGGAGCAAUCACCCCAGCAAAAGAGUAUGCGGAGGAGUUUGAGAAGACUGUGUUGAGCGAUUUCUAG